Messenger RNA from Gastrolobium bilobum, 1377 nucleotides. RefSeq names its product geranylgeranyl diphosphate reductase, chloroplastic-like. Gene Ontology annotation, molecular function: oxidoreductase activity, acting on the CH-CH group of donors, NAD or NADP as acceptor; FAD binding. The transcript is spliced from 2 exons. Gene Ontology annotation, cellular component: chloroplast thylakoid membrane. The record is from RefSeq and is a predicted model, not a curated record. Gene Ontology annotation, biological process: chlorophyll biosynthetic process; photosynthesis. NCBI's taxonomy places the organism in Eukaryota, Viridiplantae, Streptophyta, Magnoliopsida, Fabales, Fabaceae. The coding region runs from base 1 to 1377 and encodes 458 amino acids.
AUGAUUAAAUCCUUCGUCGGCCUCCUCCAGUCCUCGCCGGAAAAACCCCAUUUCGCCACCCAAACGGAAUCCAUUACCCACCGCCGGCACAUCAAAGUGACCGCCGGAAAAUCAAGCCCGAAGGUCUCCGGUCGAAACCUCAGGGUCGCCAUCGUCGGCGGCGGUCCGGCCGGCGGCUCAGCCGCGGAAACACUAGCCAAAGGCGGCAUUGAAACAUUCCUUAUCGAAAGAAAGCUAGACAACUGCAAGCCAUGCGGCGGAGCCAUUCCACUUUGCAUGAUCGGAGAGUUCGACCUUCCACUUGACAUCAUCGACCGAAGGGUGACGAGAAUGAUGAUGAUAUCGCCGUCGAACGUUGCCGUCGAAGUUGGAAGAACCCUUAAACCCCACGAGUACAUUGGCAUGGUUAGGCGUGAAGUGCUAGACGCUUAUCUCAGGGACCGUGCAAAGCAAAACGGGGCGAACAUCAUUAACGGGUUGUUCUUGAAAAUGGAUAUUCCCAGAGAUCAGAACUCACCCUACGUGUUGCAUUACUCUGGAUUUGACGAGAAAUCCGGUGGGGUCGCUGAGAAGCGCACGUUAGAAGUUGAUGCUGUGAUUGGUGCUGAUGGGGCUAACUCCAGAGUCGCUAAGUGUAUCAAUGCUGGUGACUACGGCUAUGCAAUUGCAUUUCAGGAGAGGAUAAAAAUACCGGAUGAUAAAAUGGUGUAUUACGAGAACCUUGCUGAGGUGUAUAUGGGUGAAGAUGUUUCUCCAGAUUUCUAUGGGUGGGUGUUUCCAAAGUGUGACCAUGUAGCUGUUGGCACUGGCACUUUUACACACAAGGGAGACAUCAAGAAGUAUCAACUAGCAACAAGGAACAGAGCAAAGGACAAGAUCUUGGGAGCGAAAACUAUUCGAGUGGAGGCACACCCUAUCCCAGAACAUCCUCGACCACGAAGAAUGAUGGGUAGAGUAGCACUAGUUGGUGAUGCUGCAGGGUAUGUUACAAAAUGCUCAGGCGAAGGCAUCUAUUUUGCUGCAAAGAGUGGGAGGAUCUGUGCAGAGGCAAUAGUUGAAGGGUCAGAGAAUGGUAAGAGGAUGGUGGAAGAAGGGGAUUUAAAGAAGUACUUGGAGAAAUGGGACAAGAUUUAUUGGCCAACUUUUAAAGUGUUGGAUGUGUUUCAAAAGGUGUUUUAUAGGUCCAAUCCUGCUAGGGAAGCGUUUGUGGAGAUGUGUGGAGAUGUGUAUGUGCAGAAGAUGGCAUUUGAUGGCUAUUUGUACAAAAAAAUUGUACCUGGAAAUCCUAUGGAGGAUAUCAAGUUGGCUAUUAAAACCAUUGGGAGCUUAAUGAGGGCCCAUGCAAUCAAUAGGGAGAUGAAUAAGCUCAAUGUAUGA